Molecule: messenger RNA, 2127 nt
Organism: Puntigrus tetrazona (Sumatra barb)
Lineage: Eukaryota; Metazoa; Chordata; Actinopteri; Cypriniformes; Cyprinidae
Product: protein naked cuticle homolog 2
Exons: 10
Coding region: 325-1488 (387 amino acids)
Biological process (GO): negative regulation of Wnt signaling pathway
Cellular component (GO): cytoplasm
Molecular function (GO): calcium ion binding
Source: RefSeq, a predicted model, not a curated record
AUAUGGUCCAAAGAUUGAACUCUCAUGCUCAUUUUACCAGGCUGUCCAAUGAAUAAAGUGCGCUAAAACUGAAGGAGGUGGACUUCAUCAAAGGGAGGGUGAAUCCUACGAGUUGAGCUUCCUCCACAGCGAGUGAGAGAGCGUGAAGAAAAUCUUUACGAAGACUAGACUUUCCCAAAGUCUUUCCUCUCAGUCUCCGACUAGAACAUGGACAGGCUUCGGUGGAAACAUGCACAUCCAGCACCACUUCAUUUAUGGCACAGAAGAUGUCACAUUUGUUCCUGAAGUGACGGCUCGUUAGUUCUGUCCUUAAAUGAAAUCAACAUGGGAAAACUGCAAUCGAAACCCGCGUGUAAACGGAGAGAAAAUCCAGAGGGAGAUGUUUUCAUGGAGGCUGAGUGUAUUGGUGAAGUGGACAGAAACAAACAGGAUGUGAGUGGUAGAGAUCCAAAGGAAGAUCAGCUGUCAGAUCGGUACUGUUCACUACAGGUAACACUGCCGCCGGAGAGAGUAAUGGAGACACCGAAGUCUUCACUUUCUUUUCCUGAAAAUGAAAAACAACAUCCACUCAAAGAUUCAUUUAGGAGAAAUGGGAAGAAUUAUGAAAAGGGGUGUAAUGUGUCUCUCACGGAUGAAAAUCAUCAAGAGUGGAUGAUCACAUUGUAUGAUUUGGACAGCAGUGGGAAAAUAACCAGAGAGAAUAUGUUGAGCCUGAUGCAGACGAUCUGUGAGGUGGUCGAGGGAUCAGUCAAGCAGCUGGUGCUCAGCAAUGGCACAACCCUGCGUGUGAAGCUGAGUGUCACUCCAUUAACCAGCAGAAAAGGCAACAGAAAAGAACGGGAUGCUGGGACGCCUCUGAAUGAGCGGGAUCAAGUAGAGGAUUCUGUACGAAGUGCAGAGAGCCCUUAUUCUCAAAUCAGACAACUGAACUCGGAUCAGUUGGGUGUUUCGGAGAGGAAGCAGUACUCCGUAGAUGAAAACACAGAACGUAGGAACCAUUAUCUAGAUCUGGCUGGAAUUGAAAACUACACUUCUCGAUUUGAAGCUCCAGAAACGUGUGCAGAGGAGCAACCUCAGGAGAACUCUUCCCGUAACCAUUAUCGUCGCUCUCAACCCGAGACCUGCAACCCUGUGGAGUCCUCUGGAAAAUCCAUUCCUUUCCUCAGGUCCCUCCGCAACCGCAGCAAGUCUGUCGGUUACAGUGGAGCCACAAACAAACCUAGCAAGCUCCAUGGGCAUCACCCUAUGACCUGGUGCCAUCCAUCCCAACAGCACCAACAGCAACCUCUGCUGCACAGCUCCAGCAAACGCUUCCGUGCCCGAGCCCGUGAGACUGCAUCCCCUUCUAGAAGCAACCAUGACAGAGAAUUACAGCCCGGGCCAGCUGCUCCUCCUGGGGGUUUGAUGCCCCUUCCUCAAAGACACGAACACCAUCACCACCACGAGCACCACCAUCACCACCAUCAUCACCAUUACCACCCUGCAUAAGAGUUCUGAACACUUUCUGAAUGAGUGACAAACUCUCAUAAGCAGUGUUAUUUUCUCUGGAAAAACAAACAUGCAGGUGGUUCAUCUGUUAAAAAAAAAACCAAACACUUCUGUAUAAAAAGGGGUAGAACCACUCUUUUCUGUUAUAUGAGAACUGCGCCUGCACAAAAUAUAAUAAGCUUCCAUUCGGUUGGCAUACAGCUCCUCCAUGUGGCUCAAAAUGGAAUAAUCCAAACUUGUUUCAUCGUGAGAUAAUAGUGCAUUUGGCACACUUUCCUUUUUGGUUUGUAAACUGUAUCAUGUGUCUAAUUAAAAAAAAAUUAUUGUAAUAUUUGCGUUUGUGAGGUGUAACUAACUUUUUCCCCCCUCAGGAAUGUGCUUGCUAUGUAGAUAUGACCACUCCUAUUGUAUGUUAGUACAUAUCAAUAUUACCAUUAGUUUUAAGUUAGUCUACUUAUAUUCAUAGGAUGCAAUGUUUUUUUUUUUUAAACCAAAGGAAACUUUACAACCAUAUUGCAUGUUUAUGUCCUGUACGGGACUGCUAAUAUUCUGUUAUGUUAGAAAAUGCCAUGUUUUAUUGCUGGUUGAAACAACAAAACAAAUGUACCAAGCUAAAUAAAAUGUUCAAUUAAAAGAAAA